AUGCGUUUGGGUUUGAGUCCUUUCAAGCUUGCUCUGACAGCAUCAUUUCUCGUGUCUGAAUCUCUGGCGCAAUGCCCUGAUUAUACCACCUACUCGCAGAUGCCUCACGACCCUGUUUCUUCGGGUCCUUUGGCUUUACCCUACAUGAGGCCAGCACCUGCAUGUCGUACAUUCAAUAGCACCGCUGUCGAGAAAGUAAUAACGGAUAUGAAAUCUCUGCUUAAAGACCCCGACCUGGCAAGGCUGUUUGAAAACACUUUCCCCAAUACACUGGAUACCACUGUUAAAUACUUCAGCAAGUCGGAGAACUUGGCCUUCAUCAUUACUGGGGAUAUUACAGCUCAGUGGCUUCGUGAUACUGCCAAUCAGUUCGCACAUUAUCAUUCGUUGCUCUCAGUCGAUCCAGAUCUCGCAACACUCGUGAAAGCUGUGAUAAACAACGAAGCACGCUACGUGGCUCAAUACCCCUACUGCGGCUCUUUCCAGCCCCCGCCAGAGAGUGGGCUUGCCCCUUCCCAUAAUGAUUGGGCAGACGGCGUAACAGUCAACCCGCAAGAUUGUGACCCUAGACCUGUGAAUAAUCAAACAGUGUUUGAAUGCAAGUAUGAAUUAGAUUCCCUAUGCGGCUUCUUGAAACUCUCGAGGUCCUAUUACAAUGCCACAGGGGACUCUUCAUUCAUGAACGCAAACUGGCGCGAUGCAAUAGAUCAGAUUUUCCGUGUCAUCAAUGAGCAAUCGCAGGGUUCCUUUGACGAGAACUUCAAUUUUAUCUCUUACUACAAUUGGACUGGUGGAAACCAUGCACUAUCACCUGCUGUUGACAACGGGGGUAAUGGCGAGCCCAAGGCCUACACCGGUUUAGUUGGAACGCACCAUCGGCCUUCGGAUGAUAUCAGUGUUUUUGCUUUCCUUACUCCCGCCAAUGCCAUGUUGAGCGUGGAGUUGACGAAUUUGGCGCACUUAUUGGAUAGCACUGGCCAACUUCGCAAUGUUAGUCAACAAGCCAAAGAAUGGAGCGCUAGGAUCGAAGAUGCUAUAUGGAAAACGACGGUUGUAGAUAACAUUUUUGCAUACGAAACCAAUGGUUUCGGUGGAAGAUACGUUAUGGAUGACGCCAAUGUGCCAUCACUUCUAUCCCUCCCUUACCUUGGCUUUUUGGAUAAACAACAUCCGGCCUAUGUUGCAACAAGGAAGCUUCUUCUCUCCAAAGGAAACCCGUAUUAUGCCGCUGGCCAAAAAUUCAACGGAAUUGGAGGACCUCACGUUGAUGCGUGGCACCCUUGGCCAAUGUCGCAUAUCUCUGCGAUUUUUGGCACUGAUGAUGAUGCAGAAAUUCUUCAACAUCUUUAUCUCAUUGCUAAUAAUACGAACGGACUGGGUCUCAUACACGAGUCGCAAUCUAUUUACGACCCUACAUCGUACACCAGGAGUUGGUUUGCUUGGGCAAACAGCUAUUUUGCAGAGAUGAUUCUGGAUUUAGCCGACAGAAAACCGGGUCUUAUUUUGAAGCAGAAUAAGAGCUAUAAGCCGGGCCAUAGCAAAUAG
This is a messenger RNA of Psilocybe cubensis, 1545 nucleotides long. RefSeq lists its product as uncharacterized. The coding region runs from base 1 to 1545 and encodes 514 amino acids. Gene Ontology annotation, biological process: carbohydrate metabolic process. Lineage: Eukaryota; Fungi; Basidiomycota; Agaricomycetes; Agaricales; Agrocybaceae. The transcript is spliced from 19 exons. The record is from RefSeq and is a predicted model, not a curated record.